Messenger RNA from Chondrus crispus (carragheen), 388 nucleotides. RefSeq lists its product as hypothetical. The record is from RefSeq and is a predicted model, not a curated record. Lineage: Eukaryota; Rhodophyta; Florideophyceae; Gigartinales; Gigartinaceae. Bases 194 to 388 code for a protein of 64 amino acids. The transcript is spliced from 2 exons.
GUACAGUCGACCCUACGCAUUAGUGCCACCCUGUGUAAAGACUAAUAAUACGGCACUAAUUCGGAGCGGCACAAUCAGAAAGCAGAAUCACUACCCGGCCAGAACUCUGUUAUUAGAGUCUGCUGUUGUUGCCUUUGACCCUGUCUCUCAUGCCUAGCUUCUAGUGUCUAGACGACAAGCAAUUUGACCUCAUAUGAGGUCAGUCAUGGCCUCAUAUGAGGCCAGCUUUUUUUUUGCAAAAAAAUAUAAAUUAAAUCGAAACUUUAAAACAUUCAGUUUGGACACCAUUUCUUUAACGUAUACGCGCUCGGCAAUAACAUCUUGCAAAGCAUUGGGAUGGCGGUUGUCAAUGCACAGAGAGACUAAGAAUCUAAAGAACUAUCAAUGA